AAAGCGUACAUUGGGAUAGAUCCUGUUCUAUAAAUUGUUAAAGGGUCCAACUGGGUUAAACCUAAUCUCAUAUGACCACUCCAACCUGUUUCAUUCUGCUCUAUUUCAAUAAGGAAAAUUUCACCGGGUGCCAAAGGUUUGUCACUGAACGUAAUAGCAUUUGCGAAACUUUUCUUCCUAUAAGCUACGGUAUUAUCUUCUGAUAAUACUAUAUUUUCCCCAUGGUAAGGGUGAAAUCGUGUGAUUCUAUUAUUUGACAUUUUAAAAUUAAGGAAACUUAUUUGCAGACUGGUGCCUCUUUCAUUCUAAAAGUAAAUCAUAAUAUUGGAAUUACAAAAUAUUCUACUCUCAAUUAUAGAAUGUUUUAUAAAUGGUUAAUAUUUUCCAAAUGAGAUUUUUUCCACUUUUUUCGGAGUUGACUUUUGUUUAUCGAACCGUCGAACUGUUUUUUUGUACCUACACCACAAAACAUCUAAUUCUUGUACUGGAGUAAAAUAUUUGAACAUUAUUUAAAUGCGUUCUGUUCAAUGAACAGGAGUGGGGUAAAAAGCCAAUGUGCAUCUCUAAAAAAUGCCUACUGACGUGGCUCUGUCAACCUCACAAUGACAAAUGUGUGACGUUUACAUUUGUCAAGUUCAUUUCUUUUAAAAACAUGGGAAGUGUCGUCAACAUAAUUAUAGCUCAGGCUACUGAAAAUCUAACAGAAAAUGCCAAAAAUGCAACUGAAAAGACUCCAAGUACUCCAGAGGGAAUGGCCGUUGCUUAUGGAAGCUUGGUUAUAAUGGCACUGCUUCCAAUAUUCUUCGGUUCCUAUAGGUCUGUAGUGUACCAUAAGGAAAAUAAACCAGAAAAAAUGACCAAAAAAGAUGCCGCAAUAUUUCCAAUUAUGGCUUCCUGCGCUCUUUUUGCAUUAUACAUAGUUUUCAAAUUGUUCUCUAAAGAGUACAUUAAUCUGCUGUUGACUGGAUAUUUCUUUUUUUUGGGUGUUCUAGCUUUAACACAUUUAUUAAGCCCAGUGGUAAGUAAGCUUGUUCCAGCAGCAAUUCCAAACAUUCCAUUCCACAUUAUGUUUAAACAAGGCGAAGGAGAUGCCACGCAGUACUUAAUAGACUACAGAUUUUCCACAUACGAUGUUGUAUCUUUAGGAGCCUGUUCCGUUGUGGGAGCUUGGUAUUUAUUUCAAAAACAUUGGGUCGCAAACAACCUCUUUGGAUUGGCAUUUGCCGUAAAUGCGGUUGAACUGUUGCACCUCAACAAUGUCGUUACUGGCUGCAUAUUGCUGUGCGGAUUGUUCUUUUACGAUAUCUUUUGGGUGUUUGGCACGGAUGUAAUGGUUACAGUAGCUAAGAGUUUUGAAGCACCAAUCAAACUUGUCUUUCCUCAAGAUCUUUUACAAAAUGGACUGGCAGCUGACAAUUUUGCCAUGUUAGGUUUAGGAGAUAUAGUAAUACCUGGUAUAUUCAUUGCCCUCUUAUUAAGGUUCGACAACAGUCUGAAACGCCAAACAAAGACUUAUUUCCAUGCUUCAGUAAUUGCUUACUUUCUAGGAUUGAUGGCCACAAUUUUUGUUAUGCACGUUUUUAAACAUGCACAGCCUGCCCUACUUUACUUAGUCCCAGCUUGUAUAGGUACACCACUUGGUUUGGCUUUGCUAAAAGGAGACUUGACAGCUAUGUUUAAAUAUGAAGAUUCUCCAGAUGAAGAAAAACCAGAAGAAAAGAAAAAGGAACCUCUGUCAAAACAAGAAGCCAAAAAAGUAAAAUAAGAGGCUGAAUUAAUAAGUUCAUUAUACCAUAAUUGACUGUACUGCUGUUUGUAUUACGGUUCAAAAUCUUCCAUAUUUUUUUAUUAAAAUUGUUUUUGUG
Molecule: messenger RNA, 1865 nt
Organism: Psylliodes chrysocephalus
Lineage: Eukaryota; Metazoa; Arthropoda; Insecta; Coleoptera; Chrysomelidae
Source: the annotation of a GenBank genome assembly